UGCCUCUUUUUUUUUUUUUUUUUUCCCUUCCCUUUCUUCUCUCUCUCUCUCUCUCUCUCUCUCUUUUUAAAAAAAACCCUCCUCGGUCAAAUUUGCUAUUAUUGAUGCAAAAAAGAGAUCCAGGGACGCCCCGAUUCGCUUGGAGCGAAGUCGUCCGAAACCAACACUCCCUUCACACACACACCUCUCCCCUGCAGGACGAGAGCGCUCUUUUCCGAACGGAAGAUCGAUUUGGGAUUUUUUUCCCCCUUCUUCUUCUUCUUUUCUUUCUAUCCUCUGUACUUCUUUUUUUUUUCUUCUUCUUUUGCUAGUUUAACCAAAUUGGCGGAGUGAAGGAAGGGCGAAAGAGGGAUGGCUCGACCUCUUCCUUUGAACCCAUCUUUCCUACCCCCAACUUACGGGGUGCUGAAAUCCCUGCUGGAAAACCCGCUCAAGCUGCCGCUGCAUCACGAAGAUGCAUUUUAUAAAGAAAAAGACAAAGACAAAAAACUGGAUGACGACAGUACCAGUGCCACUGUCCCACAGUCUGCUUUUCUGGGGCCUACAUUAUGGGACAAGACACUUCCCUAUGAUGGUGACACUUUCCAGUUGGAAUACAUGGACCUGGAAGAAUUUCUCUCAGAGAAUGGCAUCCCACCCAGUCCAGUCCAGCACGACCACAGCCCUCAUCAGCCAGCUCUUCAGCAACCUACCUCAGCCUCACCACCUGUCAUGGACCUCAGCCACAGAGCAUCUACAUCGGUCCACCCGACCAUGGUUUCCCAAAACUGCAUGCAAAAUACACCCAGGCCAGGUCAGAUCUUGCCUACAAACCGAAGCACGCCAAGUCCUAUUGAUCCCGACAGCAUUCAGGUUCAAGUUGGGUAUGAACCAGACCCUGCCGAUCUUGCUCUUUCUAGCAUUCCUGGUCAGGAAAUAUUUGACCCUCGCAAGCGCAAGUUCUCUGAGGAGGAGCUCAAGCCCCAGCCGAUGAUUAAGAAAGCUCGCAAAGUCUUCAUUCCCGAAGAUCUGAAGCAGGAUGACAAAUACUGGGCAAGACGUAGAAAGAACAACAUGGCUGCCAAACGAUCCAGGGAUGCCCGGAGGCUGAAGGAAAACCAGAUUGCUAUCCGUGCCUCGUUCCUUGAGAAGGAGAAUACGGCCCUGCGCCAGGAGGUUGCUGACCUACGGAAAGAAUUGGGCAAAUGCAAGAACGUCCUUGUCAAGUAUGAAGCUCGGCAUGGUCCUCUCUAAAUGGUCUCCUACCCAACCCCCCAGUCCCAUCCACCACCAUCCCCCUGUUUCUUUUCUUCCCAUCUACCUUUUUUUUUUUAAUUUUGUGGUUUUGGCAUUUAAAUAGAUGGGACAGUGUUUUUCCUGUUUGAUAGCACCUCACCCAAACCAACUUUUCAGUCAUGGGCACUUUAACAGAAAGCAGAAACAGAACCAGUGUACAGCCUGUGUGUAUGUGUGCGCGUGUGUGCUUGUGCACACCCGUGCAGGCAUACUUGUGAAUAAGUGUGCAUGUCUGUCUUGGCUCUUGUGUUUUUAUGAAACCCUCUUUGUAGGGUUGGGUUGGCUGAGACUGGCCAUACUAAACUUUUUAUGGAAUACAUGCAUCUAGAUAUGUAUGUAUAUAUUUUCCAGUGCUGCUUAAACUGUAUUUUUGUCUUACUCUAUCCCAUUCUUUUGAUUUAACUUGGGGGCGGGGGGGGGGGAGAAAAGAAAGAAAAUGAAAGAAAAGCACCCUGGUAAUGGGAAUGAACAAGAGAAAGAAGAAAAAGCUGUUUUGGUUUGUUAUUUCAAUAAGGCACAUCAGGCAGUGUAAACUUACUGAUAAUAAAUGCACAAUUGAUAUUCAUGCUAUACUGCAGAGAUACUAAUUUAUAGAUUCGCCUUUUUAUUUUGUUUCAGUUUUCAUUUGCUGUAUGUUUUUACAUUUUGGUAAAUAAAGUAGAUCUUCAGAUUUAUUAUGUAUUUUAUAUCCUCCUUGUAGAGAAAUAAGUAACAGCUAACUUUCCUUUCGUUGCUUUAAAAUUAUAAAUAGACCGCAUCCCCUGGGCAUAAUCCGUAAUUCUCUUGUACAGAUUAAAAUAUUUCUUGUGGGCAUUGGAUGACUUUGGAACCCUAAUACUGUAACUUUUUAGUGCUCUUUUUCCUAAAACAUUAAAGAUUUCUUGAUAGUUCGACUAAAAAUGAUCCCUUACCAGACAAGCAAAAACAUAUUCAUCAGAUAUCUGCACACUAUCCAUUUAUGCUGUAUGGAUAAGGCCAAAAGCAUAUUCCUGCCUUAAGGUGAAUUAAAUUUUUGCUUGUACCAGCCCUCCUCCCCUUUUUUUGUGAUGUGCAGGGCACAACACUAAAUUAUACAGGUGUGCAAAACACUUCAAGGUUGACAGACUACUUUUGGAGUUUCAGCAGACUGCAUUUUUAAAAUUUCCACUGAUGUUCAAUUUCUGAAAUUCUUGUCCCAAAGGUGCUUUUUUCUUUUUUUUUUCUUUUUUUUUUCGUUUUAAAAACAAACUUUAUUAGAUUUUUUUAAAAAAACAUAAAAUUGUAUAAAACAUUCACAACCUUAAAAUACAAUCAACAAUAUCAACAAACAACAAAUAAGGAAUAUAUAUUGUAUAUAAGUACACAUAUAUACAAGAACUUAUUUUCCCCCCUUUUUUUUCCCUUAAUGACGGUGUAUAAUUAUUACUUUAAAUUUCUUACUAAGUUGGUGCUUUUUCCAAAGGCAACUGCACUUUCUUUGUUUUCCCUUGAAGACCUUUUCACUUCUCAUCCAAGAAGCUUCUUUAGUUCUUCCAAACUGAACAAAACUGAAGAAGCUUCUUGGAUGAGAAGCAAAAUGUCUUCAAGGAAAAAAACAACAGGAAACCAGUUGCCUUUGGAAAAAGCACCUUUUGGUCAACCAUGACCUGGAUGACUGAGACUCUCCAUUAGACAUUCUGAAAUUCUUCUUUCUUAUGAAAGGCUUUGAAUUCAGCUUUUUAGUCUGCAGUGUGCAAUAUAAUUUCUAUAGAUUUCCCACCUGCAAGGUUUUUCUUCUUUCCCCCACCAAAUGGCUUUGAUUCAUUUAGAACUCACUUUUGCAGGGGUUGUUCGUUUGUGUUCUUUUGCCUUGACAUGCUGCUGUGAUUGUAUGAUCAGCUGAUUGUUUUCAAAGAUUCUCCUGUUAUUUUUUUUUAGCUAUGAUUUGUUUCUAAACUUAUAUAUAUUAUAUAAAAGUAUUUUUGGAGGGUGGGAAGGAAAUGAAUGUAAGAGAUGCAGAUAUAUAUUGAAAAGCGGUGGUGUUGUCAUACUGUGGUUAAUUCAGUUCUUUUAAAUGUUUCCUGAAGACCAAAAGAAAUUGAUUAUUAUAAAAUGUAUAAAAUUUAUACGGAAUCUUUAGAGUGUGCUUUUUUUUCUGUACAGUAUUUUUCAAGGACAAAUGUUGAUUCGGUAUUUUGGGAAAAAGAAUUAUAUAUAUAUCAUGUUUAAGCAAAGAGGGGGUUUAAAAAAACUAGAUUAUUUCACUUUAAAGAUGACAAUAUAUCUCUAUAUUCAUAAAUAUUGAAAACUGAAGAAAUGCUUUUAGGGCUUUUUUAAAAAUGAUGAUAUUGUACGCUUGCCACUGGCACAUUAACAUAGUUUUGUGUUUUCAGUUAGAGAAUGAUCCAUGUCACUGGGCUCAGUUGCUUGCUUCUGAAAGGAUCUCAUUGGGUGCAAUAGAAGGCUCUACCUCCCUCUUUUUCUUAGUGUACCCCACUUUAGCAACUGCCCAUGUAUGAGAAGAGGCUUGUGCACAUUCCCCUUUCCCCAUAAAGGUCUGUACAGUUCCUGCCAGCCUUGUGUAAACCUUCCAUGCAAAAGUGUCUGGGGCCUUAUAGAGAUGGACGGGACUCUAAAAUGUUUUCUGCGUGUCUGCUGCAGUCUUUCAAAUUUGUUCUGUGCAAAUAGAACUCAACGAUCCUUUUUAAAAAAUGCAGUUAAUUGGUUGGACAAUUAACUGGGCUUCAGGGGUGCAAAUACAUUGGGGAUUGGGCAGCAUGAAUAAUAAUGCUCAUAGAGCUUACAUUAUAUCAAUCCUCUUUGCAUCCCAUGAUGAGGUUUUGCAGGGGUGUCAAACUCGUGGCCUGCGGGCCAGAUGCGUCACACACUGGCCACGCCCACCUGUUUUAGCCAAGGGAGAAAAGUCACGAUACGUCACAUGACGACAAUGUGAUGACGCAAGUUUGACACCCCUUGGAUUUGUAUCCAUGGUGAGAGUUUGAAGAGGGGAAAAAAAAAAAGUACCUACGGUUCUUGCAGAUUGAAGCAAGUUUCUUUGAAAAGACAUCAGCUGGGAAGGCUGGAGUGUCUGCCCAAACCUUUCCCAAUAGGCAACUGAACAGAAGGCCUAUUUUUCAACUCAAUACAGUGGAGAGCAGGUAAGCACUCUGCGUCAGGUACCUCCCAAAUACUGGACUUCUAGUUGCAUUGGACUGUAGCACCCAAAAUUCCCAGCCAGCCACAACUCUCUUAGGUGAACAGCAGUGUAGCUCUGUGUACUUCUCCAGGUUUAGAAAGGGUGUUUGAUUUUGGGGGACCAUUUAGAAGCAGUAAGAAUCAUUUCACAUGUUAGAGAAGAGGCCAGACUGAAUUCCUCUUGUGCCAAUUUUGGCGCCCAGAAUUUUCUGUAAGGCAGUUGUUUCUGCUUGUGGAGCCACAUAGCUUUUCAUUGUUUACUCUUACCCAUGUUGGAUAAUACUGGCCAACAAGUUCAACAACAUCUAGACAGCACAGAUUCCCCACCCUGUCUUCAUGCUUACUGCUUUCUCAUGUCAACCCUGAGCUACAAGUAUUCUCCUUUAUUAUUACUACUUUCCUUCUGGCAUCUUCUAGAGGUCCGUUGUUUCAAUUUUCUUGUCCAGGCUCAUUCUCUCACUGGUUGAAUGCAAGAAUGAGCAAAGCCAUGACAUGACGUACCUGAGGCAUACUUGGCUUUCAUUUAUACUUGAAGAGGUGCUUUUUUUGAAUUGGUGAAUUACAGGAAAAGAUGUAGGGGUAUUUUUUUUAGUGCAUUAAAAACACUGCACAUCAUAAAAUUACAGUGCCACAUGUCUUUCUAGAUCACUUUUUUUUCCCCACCAAAACAAGUGCAUUUCUGUUACAUAAGAUCACAUUAUAUUAAAAGUGAUUUAAACAAAAGUUUUGGACAAUUACAAAGAAAUGUUGCCAUUUUUAGAGGACUUUCCGGAAAGAUUGAAAAUAUAUCUCAGUAUCCUAAAUGCUUUAAUAGAGUAUUGUUGUUUUUUUGGACCAUUAUUUCAGCUGAGUAAUCAUCUUUAGGGGAUAAACGAUACUUUACUGGCCAGUAAAUAUUUCUUUCUAAAUGUUUAUCUGUGUGUGAAAGUAAAAAUAAAUAUUAAGAUGAUAAUAAUUUUCACUGGGUGUAAAACAAACCUAGUUUAAGAAGUUGUGAACAGAAGCUCUGUUCAUUUCCCCCAAAUCCCAAAUAUUGUAAUGGUCUGACUCAUAAUUUUGUCUUGUCUGGAGGUGCCAGUAUGGAAAAUCAAAUUAACAAAGAUACUUUGCAGGCUAGAAAGUUUUAUCUCAACGAUGGAUAUAGAGCCUUUAAAGAAAUACAAUUUCACUAAUCUGGAAAUUUUUUUGAGAUGUAAAGAUCUCCUGGAUACAGAGCAGUUAAUAUUGGAAACACCAGUCACUUCAUCAUUGUAGGAUCAUUUAAUUUCUAGACAGGACAACUAUAUCAAGUCAAAUUAUACAGUGGCUUCUGUGAAUAAUCCAUAGUUACACACAAUACAACCUCUUGAACACACAGCAAAGCAACCAGAUGCCCACACUUAAUCUGCCCUCAAAACACGCUUUUUUUUUUGGCUUCCAAUUUUGAUCUUCAACGUGGCCUGCUAGUUUAUUUGGUUUUACCCUAUGAAUCUGUAUAGGUAAGUGAUAAACUUCUCUCAAAAGAACAAACCGAGAGAAACUAGUUAAGAAAAAACAUAAAUGAGGACAGGAGUAAGUCAGCUGUGACUUGAACACAGGGCAAAUGAGGAUGAAUUCUCCAGAGACGGGCAGAAACUAGAGCAAGGCCAACAGCAGUAGACCACUGAUCAGACCUGAAACCUGAGAGCUGCCUGCACAUUUCAAAUUACCUAGCUAGAUCUGGAUUGGCUUGUGGAUCAAGCUGACAUUGGAAUAAGAGAUGUCUUCUUCCAAAUCCUAUCUACCAGCCUCUCCCAACUGGAUGCAUUCCAAAUGUGAUGGGAAUAUAUUGCCCAUACUUUGAACCAGCCCAAAGCCAUACCAACCAGCAAGUCCGUAGCCCUAAUAUUUCCCGAAGGCAUCUGCUUAAGGACUGAUAGUUAUCUGCACCAAGAAGCCAGUGUAUCUUCUGGCAAAGAGUUUGCAAGAAACAUUCCUGAUCUCUCAGGAAAUGAUUAUCAGAACCGGCCAUUUCAUCAGUUCUGAAAACUGUUGCAGAUAACUGUCGCCCCCCCCAGAUGUCGUGCAGAUGUUGCAUACCCAUCAGCCUCGGCCAGUACAGCAAAGAGUUGGCUAAAACAGGAAGGCCACAGCUUUUCCACCCUCUGGUAUUGUAAGGAGUGUACGUCAUCUGUACACGUGGUCUGUUGUUUCAGUGCUCCAUUGAUUUUAAGACUGCACAUUAUUUGCUGGAGUGAGAUGUAAAUUAGGCUACAAUUGUAUAUGCUCUAGUAUUUUUGCACACAGUGGGCUUACUUCUAAGUAAGAGUUUGGUAAGUUAUUAAUGAAUGAAACUUAGCCUUAUCUUUUGAGUUAACUGGUCCCCUGGCCUAUAUUCUUGCUUCAAAAACUGUAUGUACGUGGUAUGUGUGCAUGUAUGCACACUUGCAUUAGCAUGUGUGUUGUUUGAGAAAAGCAAGAACGAGCUUUUGGUAUUUUUGAUUUAUUUGGGAAAAUGUUCCACUUUUUUUUCUCUCUCAACCGUUGUAUUUCUGGCAACCUCAUAGGAGAGCUCUGUUCACAAAGAGUUUAACAAACAAGAUCAAAUUAAAUGUACGUCAUGACAUGAAUUGUGUUCUGUAUGUUUUUCAGCCCAAAUCUUUCUGUUAUUCUUUAACGUUUAAUAAAAACAUUUAAUUUUU
Messenger RNA from Pantherophis guttatus, 7088 nucleotides. NCBI's taxonomy places the organism in Eukaryota, Metazoa, Chordata, Lepidosauria, Squamata, Colubridae. The record is from RefSeq and is a predicted model, not a curated record.